AUGGCUGAAGAAGGAUGUUGGGGGCCCGAUUGCAAAUAUGUGGGCCCCGAAUCCGACGCAGCCCCAGGUCGGUGCACAGGAACUCGGGGAUACAUCUCAAACAACGAGAUUCGACAAAUGCUUGCCAGUGGCAAAGAUGUUCAGCAACAUUCCGACGAUGACGGAGAUAUCCUGGUGUACAACGGCACGGAAUGGGUUUCAUGGCUGACCAGGUCAUCCUAUACCAGUCGCGUGGAUUGGAUUACCGGCCUAAAUAUGGGCGGCACAUCAGACUGGGCGAUCGAUCUGGAUUCCGCCUACGCUGUUGGAGGUGGCCCCGGUAGUCCCGGCGGUCCAGGAACGGGUGUUAUAUACAUUAGCCCGGAUUUAUAUGAGGAAGAUGAACCUGUCGUGAAGUGUGACCAGUACCCUUGCACGUUUGUCUUCCCCCCUUGGAAACUGGAAAGUCCAACGACUAUCAAGCCUUCUCCGACGACGUUAACAUAUGAAGAAUAUUGGUCGACGACUGAGUAUUUUGCCGCAGAGGACGCUACAAUAACCACUACCGUGGGGUCGAUAGGGACGACCAUCAUCACACCGUCCCCCAUUACCCUGUCAAGCAUUGAUGUGUGGAAUCACAUCCAAGAAGAGGGUGAUGAAAGUCUUAUUUGGCUGACAAGCAGUGUCCGGCUCGAACCGAGCACUUUCACCAAGACCUAUGAGGGGCCAAAUGGGACGUCAACAUCUAACUCCUGGAGGCCCCCAAUCACCUGGACCUGGAGCCCCGGGCCCUACCCUGUCAUUCCUCUACCGACGCCAACAGGGCCAGGCUCAAAUCCUAAUAAUCCAGAUGAUCCAAACAACCCAGACAAUCCAAGUAAUCCAAGUCCCCCUCCACCUCCUCCGUCAAACUACCCGCCAUCUGUUACCUUCAGCGAGGGCCUCCCAACCCCAACCUGUGGCCCGGGGGAGGAUUGCGGUGGGUUCCAAUGCGCCGACGACUGCGAUCCUUCCGACAUUGGUGGCUGCGGCGGAGUCUGUGGCUGUCUUGGAGGGUGCCCUCCAGGUGCCGGUAACUGUGUUGGUCGUUCCUGUGGAGGAGGUGGUGGGGGGUCAAGCGGCGGCGGCGGCGGUGAUGGACCAGAUGAUAGCCAAACAACGUGUUCUGCGCGACAAACAGCAUCAUGGUGCAUGGAGCGCUGCACAGUCAAGUCUUUCCCGAGCACUACCACCACAACCUGCACAGAAGAGUGCACGCGAACAUUCACAGCCUGCUCAGUAACAGACAGCACCACGUCGACAACAACCACCGCGCGAUGUCGGGCACGAACAAGCUCCCCUCAAGACCUUGAGGGCAUCCAAAUCGUUGUAACGUCGGGAAGCAACGACUACACUAUGCCUCCCAUCCCCACCUCAGAACCUGACGACGACGACGACGGCGGUGACGGUGAUGGUGAUGGUGGUAGUCCAGACCCAGAUCCAACCGACUCGGACCCUCCGUAUCCAACCACCCCACCAGACCCCGAGCCCUACUGUUUCCGUGACCACAAUGCAGACGGCCGCUAUAAGGCAUUCACAUUCGAUGACUUCGCCGAUAUGGUCGACACUAUCUGUUACCAACCCUCCGUUGAUGAACUCUCCCCAGACAACACUUUCGGAUAUGUCUGGGGCGACUCGGGAGGUCUCCAAAUAUCCGUUCUCUGGGCGGAGGACCAGUCCGGAUGCAAGCCGAAGAGCUCCCAGCCAAUGGGGGAUUAUUGCAAGCAAACCUUUAUAGACUUUGGGUACACUUGUGAUCUGGACUUUGACCAGGACGAGUGGUAUGGCGGCGGGUUUGUUGAUAACUACGAGCAUGGAGACCAGACCGACCAGCCGACUCACCCGGUAAUCUUCACUAAGCGUGCGACUUCCAUCAUUGGCCCUGAGGACCCUAUUUUGCUGCAUCCAAACUUCACCAGCACGCCUGACUACGAGGGUGAGAUUGGCGUGAUCAUUGGAAAGCCUGGUUUCCAAAUUUCAGAUCAGAACGCCUUGGACCAUGUAUGGGGUUAUACCAUUGUGAACGAUAUGACUGCACGCGAGUGCCAACGCGACCACAAACAAUUCUUCCUCGGCAAAUCCCCCGAUACAUUCUGUCCCUUGGGACCUGUGGCCGUCCCCAAGGACAGCCUUCCCGAGAACCUGAAAGUCCAGACCUUCGUCAACCAAGAGAAGCGCCAGGAGGGCACUCUUAACGACCUGAUAUUCAGCGUUCCUCACAUAAUUGCGACAAUCAGCGCUGGUCCAACACUACAAGCUGGCGACGUUAUCGCCACUGGUACCCCUGCCGGCGUUGGAUUCGGGUUCAGACCCAUGAGGUUCUUGCAAACCGGAGAUGAAAUUAGUGUCUCUGUGACAGGACUAGGAACCUUGACAAAUCGGAUUGCUGCUCCUGACGCAGUGAACACCACUCCCGAGCGCGCACAGUCUCACAUUCCUAUCGCCAACCAAAAGGCGCCUGCUAGUGCGGGAUUAACAGCUGUCAAUGGCAAGAAGCUGUUGUAUCAACGACUGGGUGUUGAGACGUAA
Molecule: messenger RNA, 2547 nt
Organism: Aspergillus versicolor CBS 583.65
Lineage: Eukaryota; Fungi; Ascomycota; Eurotiomycetes; Eurotiales; Aspergillaceae
Exons: 2
Coding region: 1-2547 (848 amino acids)
Molecular function (GO): acetylpyruvate hydrolase activity
Source: RefSeq, a predicted model, not a curated record